AUGAGUGCGAAGUCGGCCGCCGGCGACAAGUGCAAGUGGUGCUGCAGGUCUUUCCGCUCCCCGAACCCGCUGGUGAUGUCUCCAAAGCCCGAUGAUUACUUGCCGCGGCGGACUCCCCUGUCAAAGGAGUGUCGCAGCUGCUUCACAAUUCAGAGUUCCGACCCAGAGCUCUCCAAGAUGGAUGCUUCCGAGCUCCAGCAGAACCUGGGCGAGCAGUCUUUCCGAGACUCCUACCUGCAGAAACUGGAGAACUGGGAAGAGCUACGCCGGCAAGGCAAGAGGCAGCGAGUUGAUAAGAAGUCCACUGCCGUGAUCGCCGAGCAGAGCACUUCGCUGGAAACUCGCCAGGUUUUGGGUUACUUGUGGCCCAAAGCACUUUUGAAGCAGGAGAAGGUGGACUUUCAGCACAAGAAGCUCACGACGAUUGAGCAUGCCGGCAGGCGUGUCAAAGGGCUGCUGAGGCAGUCCUGGACCUUGGGUGCCAUCGAGGUGCUUCAGACAGCGGCGAAAACGGCCAAGCGCCAACGUGUGGAGUCCGUCAGCGAUGGCGAAGCCGACGGUGAAGGAAGUGGGGGCGAGACGAAGUUUGCUGCUAUGCAGCAGCAAGUGCGGGCGAGGGUGUCGGAGAACAAGGGUGACAAUGAGGAAGUGGCUUUGAGGAUGCCCGCCAAGUCCCAGAGUCUCGAGGAUGACCUGACAGCCAUCCUGUGGGGAGGAGUAGGCGGUGGUGGUAGUUCCGCUGCGGGGCGGGACCACGGCUCCACGUCUGGUGGCGAGAUCGAGGAGACACGUGUGCAAGGGCGGACUCGCCAAGCCAAGCGGGGCUUGGAGAGCUUCAGCGGCAGAUCUGCCCAGCCUGCGCCCGGCUCGUCAGCUUCUCAAGCUUCGCAUCCGCAGCCGGUGCCCAAGAGCAAGAGUCGAAAGCAAGCAGCCGAGUCCCGCGAGCUCGACAAGAGCGAAGCCUUAGUACUCCAAGCUACCCAGCUUAUCGGAUGCCUCCAAUGCCCCGAGUCUUUCAUGUCGGUUCAGUUGCAGAAGGCCACCAGCUUGCUGAAGAGCUUGAAGAACCGCUUGUCCGAGGAGUCUUGGCUUCCCGAGCUGAAAGUACGAUUAAUCGCCACUGCUCUGGACUUGAAGUGGUGCCCCAGUGCUAAGAAGUACGAUUUGUUGCCGUUGCUCUGGCCUCAAAGUGGUGCCCCAGACCUCAUUGGAAUCUACUCAGAAGCUGUUCGUCGCGAUGGCAGUGGCGAGGACUCCCGGGCUGCAGUCGUGUGGGAGGGUCUGAAGGAGAAGAUCGCGAUGGUCGAGGCUGCGGUGUCGUUCGUUGAGGCCCUCCACGACGAGGAAGCCAGUGCUGGCACGUUGAGCACACGUGCUGCUGCCCUCCGGGCCGUCGGAGUCAAGUUGCCGAAGAACGUCAACAUGGUUGUGUGCCGCCGGGAGAUUGAGGCCAAGAUCUAUAAAAACGAGUUCGCGGGUUUCUUCGACUUCCUGAACCCUGACAAAGUUGCUGACAAUCCCAAUGGCAUCAGUGCCGUGAUGAACGGCAGCACAACAACUCCACGUGAUGACCCGGAGAUCUUCGACUUCCAGGUUGGCUCGCUUGUGCAGGCUUUGAACUCUAUGUUGCUGACCUGCUGGAAAGAUCCAACCUUGGAGGGAUGUGAUUCUACCUCAUCGGCUGCCACACACAAGCAGUCGGUUGAUACCGACUCCGCCGCUUCCAAGGAAGAGGCGAAUGCCAAGGCUCGGCGGGCUUUGGAUGCCAGUGUUGGUCGCAUCGCGAAGUUCUUCCAGGUGUACAACGACUCCUUCCUUGCGACGGUGGUGGCCGAGUCCACGACCAACCUCCUGCAGGAUGACAUUCGUCGCUUGAGUAGUCUGGUUACUCAUGCCACUUCUGAGCAAGAGCUGAGCAUGGAGGACUGCGACAUUGUGGGCGGGCACAAGGCGGCGAUGAUCAAGAACAAACAGGGCUCUUUCCACAAGAGUUUGACAUUGUUUCCUGUCGGGAUACAUCUCAUGGAGACCAUCUCAGAAAAGAUCAACAGGGUUAAAAGGGAACAGCUCCUCCACCUGGACUUGGCCACCGCCGCGAACAUUGCACAGGAGCUCAAGGCCAUGACCGUCGACACUUUGCUUAAGGCAUCAAAAGACAAAGACAAAGGCAGCCAAGGUGAGCUUGAGGUCUGUGUGCCAAGUUCGUCGAAGGUCAUUGAUAUGACCACGAAAUGGCUCGCAGCCAGUGAGGCAUCGGCGACCUUCGUUUCGCAAAACAAAGAGCGGUUGCAUGUUGUGGAGCAGAAGAUUCUUGAGUUGAAGGGCGGCCUCCUCAGUGUGGUGGCCACCAAGACUCGCGACUACGAAAAGAUCGACGGCUUCCUCAACGAGCUUUGCUUGCAGAAGGGCUUGUCGCAGGAUGAUGUUGCAAGCUGCAGCAGCCUUUUGUCAAAUCUCGCUGCAUGCCAGCCUUUGCACAAGCUUGCUUCGUUAAAAUUCCUUGGCAAAGUGCAUGCUCAGGAACUUGAAGCCUGCAUGAAUAGUUCAUGGAAGCUGUUUACGUGCUUGUCUCACAACUUUGAAGCCCUCGUCAAGCUGACCACAGUUCCUGCUAGCGAGGGUGGCAUCCUACACCAGAAGGUGAUCGACCUGUACGUGUUGCUGCACGACGAUGCCGUGAUCCAGAGCGUGGGCAAGACUGCACCGUGGUUCAACUUGGGUCUACAGGCCGCACAGGGGUUCUUAGAGGGCAAUGCAAAGGAUUGGAUUGCAACCACGGCAGCGACCUUCCUGGAGUUCACUUUUGCUUUGCUCCAGACCGAGCCCAACUACGAGGAGAUCUUCAACAACGACACGAACUUCGCCCAAGUUGCCGACUUCGAGGAGGGGAGCAAGGUUGACUUUGUGUCCGUGUCUUCUUCCCUAGUAAAGCCCUUGAGAUCUGGACCGGGGCGAUCCAUGAAGGUCAUCCACCCGAAGAAAGACACUGAUGCCGAUGCCCAAACUCAGGUUGACAUGCAUGUAUCCUUCAUAUGCAUGUGUGGUGUCUUGGCGCAAAUCUCCAAAUAUGUUCGUUCGCUCAAGACCAGCCUGCAAAAGGCAGAGGAGGCGGGGAUCUUCAAUGACGUCUUGGACUUAGCAGUGGGAGCUCUCAAGGCACAGGACAAGACUUUCGUUUUCCGAAGCAGGGCAUCUAUCCUUGGUGCCACGGCUCCUAUCCUCACCCACAUCGCUCAAGCACUUCAGCAGUUUGAUGCAGUGGCCAACGACAGCAAGAAGGACGACAUCACCUUCGCAUCCGUGGAGGCUUACUACAAGUGGCUCACAGCCAAGAUCCAGGAGCAGGUGGGCCGUGCACUGAACUUUGCCAACAAUGAAGUCGCUGCCAUCGUGCGGGAUGGCCGAUCCUUGUACGAGACGGUGGCGAGCAAGCAUGGAGCACCGGAACUCUUCCAGGCAGAGUCCCUCAAUAAGCAGGCCAUUCAGGCGCUGGUGAGUGACCCCGCUGGGCAGAAGGUGGCCUUGUUUGCAGCACGGGCUUCAGAGUCUUUGUCUUCAGUGCGACAGUGGCUGUCGCAGAGCUUGCGGCAUCUUCCCCAAGGCAGUGCAAUUUCGUCUACAUGCCUUUCGCUGGUGUCGGCGAUCGAGGCGGAUAUCGACAGCUUUCAGGCAUCGGGUGACACUGGCAAGACUGAAGGCGGUGUUAAAAUCGUGAACUUGCGAUCGCUACAGGGCCUUCAAAUCAGUAUGACAAUGGCCCAAGCCAUGGUCCGCGACCUGGGUGGCGGCGAGACCCGCAUCGGGCUGGUGAGCAGAUGCCAUCAGCUGGCUUUGUCGAAGAGCUUGUGCAUGGAUCCCGUUUUGUUGAAGAAGGCACAGAGCAUGCUUAAUCUGAAAGGCAAGUAG
This is a messenger RNA of Symbiodinium sp. CCMP2592, 3906 nucleotides long. NCBI's taxonomy places the organism in Eukaryota, Dinophyceae, Suessiales, Symbiodiniaceae. The record is from the annotation of a GenBank genome assembly.